AUGGGGGAAACAAGGGGAGUUACUGUCUCAAGGGGUGGAACUAGAGUCAAUUAUCUCCUCUUUGCAGAUGAUUGCAUUGUCUUCGGGAGAGCCAAGUUUGAGGAGUGGGAAAAGAUCAAUGGAAUUCUUUGGCAAUAUGAGAGAGCAUCAGGUCAGGUUAUGAACAAAGACAAGACUGCAGUUUACUUUAGUUCCAACUCUAAGGAGGAAGAGAAGAGGAAAAUCAUGCAAAAUGGAGGUGCUGUCAUGAGAGGCUCUUAUGAGUAUUACUUGGGGCUACCUCCUGUAGUAGGAGGGUCAAAGUACAAUGCAUUCAGGUGUAUUAAAGAGAAAGUGUGGAAGAGGAUCAAUAACUGGAAGAACUCUUUUCUGUCAGCAGCAGGCAAAGAAGUGUUGAUUAAGGCAGUCCUACAAGCAGUGCCCACUUACACUAUGAGUGUAUUUCAGCUACCAAAAUAG
Messenger RNA from Carya illinoinensis, 459 nucleotides. RefSeq lists its product as uncharacterized. Lineage: Eukaryota; Viridiplantae; Streptophyta; Magnoliopsida; Fagales; Juglandaceae. The transcript has a single exon. The record is from RefSeq and is a predicted model, not a curated record. Bases 1 to 459 code for a protein of 152 amino acids.